AUGGGUAAGCCACAGUAUAUCCAAAAGUUUCGAAUGGAGUGGCUCAAGGAUAAAGCAUUUGCAGAUUGGUUAAAGAAAGUUCCAGAAGACGAUUCAAAAGCGUUCUGUAAGUCCUGUUUGUGUUCAAUUCGUGCAAGACGUCCUGAUCUUGUAACCCAUGCUGCGACAAAAAAGCAUAAGUCCGCUACAAAUGCAAUUCAAACCCACGCUAAUAGAAUAAAGGUUGUAACACCGUGUACUAAAACUGCACAAACUGAAGCUUCACUAUCUCUAUUCAUAAGUGCUCACUGUUCCGUUCUUUCUAUUGAUCAUCUUGGAGAGCUAUGUAAAGAAAAAUUUCCUGGGUCCAAACAAGCAGAAAACUUAUCUCUUCAUCGAACAAAAUAUGAAUCAACAGAUAUUUCUGUAACCAAGUAUUUGGGAAUUGCCAUAAUGUAUUUCAGUACUCAAAAAAGUACUAUUGUAACCACAUUUUUCGGAUUAGAAAAGUUAGUUGAAUGCAAUGCUCAAGCUAUAGUAGAAUCAGUUGAAAAGUCAUUAGAAACAUAUCAAAUAGAUAUAAAAAAUUUAAUUGGCAUAGGUACAGACAAUGCCAGUGUUAUGGUUGGUAUUAAUAACGGUGUGCAUGCCUUAUUAAAAAAAUACAAUCCAAACUUAAUUUUGAUUCGAUGCGUAUGUCACUCAAUCCAACUAGCUACAUCAUUUGCAUGCUCACAAACUUUACCAAGGCAUCUUGAUUUUAUGAUAAGUGAGACGUAUAAUUGGUUUUCAAAAUCAUCUUUACGGCAACAAUCAUAUUUAGACUUAUUUAAAACAAUGAAUGAUGGCCAUGCACCUCUGAAGAUCGUCAGAGCAUGUAGUACUCGAUGGUUGUCAAUUGAAUCUGCAGUAUCGCGAAUAAUUGAUCAAUGGUUAGAACUUAAAUUACAUUUUCAACUUGCUCGUUCAAAUGAAAAAUGCUUUACUGCUGAAGUUUUAUACGAUAUGUAUUGUAAUGAACAGAAUUUGGCUUUUUUUCUAUUUUUGAGACCUGCUUUAGCUAAUGUACAAAGUGUGAAUAAAUUGUUUGAAAGCAAUAACGUCGAUCAGACAAAGUUAGCGAUUGAUUUAUCGACAUUGGUAGUCUCCUUGGGUAAAUUAAUCGUAUUACCUUCAUUUAAUUUUGACCCAGUUACAAAUGAGAAUUUUAUUAAUCACUUACACCCUAAACCGUUUUUGGGUUAUAGUUUUGAAAAUAAAGUGACAGAAUUAAAAAAUAAUGGCUCACUUAACGCUAAUGGUGAACAAGUAUUAAGAGACAGAUGUAUUAAGUUUACUACUAUUUUAAUUCAACAACUCCAACAAAGAUUACCAGAGAAUUUUAAAUGGCGUAAAAUUAAUGUUUUACUGUGGAAUGAAACAACCAAUGUUGUACAAUUUUGGGUUGAAGUCAAGAACUACACAGAUGCCUGUGGUGAGAAUCCCCUAAAAGAAUUGUCUGAACUAGCACUAACGACUUUGUCAUUACCUUUUUCAAAUGCAGAAGUAGAGAGGGUGUUUAGCCAGAUGAACUUAAUUAAAAGCAAAACAAGAAAUAGAAUGGGAACUGAGCUAUUAACAUCUCUACUACAAAUACGAUCUGGUCUGAAAAGGCAUGUGCUACAAUUCUGGCAACACUGA
Aphis gossypii (cotton aphid) is the source of this 1659-nucleotide messenger RNA. RefSeq lists its product as uncharacterized. The transcript has 4 exons. NCBI's taxonomy places the organism in Eukaryota, Metazoa, Arthropoda, Insecta, Hemiptera, Aphididae. The record is from RefSeq and is a predicted model, not a curated record. The coding region runs from base 1 to 1659 and encodes 552 amino acids. Gene Ontology annotation, molecular function: protein dimerization activity.